Solenopsis invicta (red fire ant) is the source of this 1508-nucleotide messenger RNA. RefSeq lists its product as uncharacterized. The coding region runs from base 446 to 916 and encodes 156 amino acids. The transcript is spliced from 4 exons. Lineage: Eukaryota; Metazoa; Arthropoda; Insecta; Hymenoptera; Formicidae. The record is from RefSeq and is a predicted model, not a curated record.
AAUUGACAAUAAUCUUCCUAAAAGUCUUGUUUAUAAAAGAUUAAUGAUCUCUCAUAACUUGGUUGAAAUUUAAAUAUUGAUUUACUAAAUAUCUAGUAAGUUGAGUCACCAUAUACUAAUUUUGAAAGAGCAUGUGCAACGUCCGACUCGACAUGUUGACCUUGCAAGAAAGGACGUUGCGUAGAGGUUUGUUCUUAACGAUUUCGCGUGAGGAAAUCCUCAAAAUUAUGUACCAAAUGUUGUAACAUGAAACUGUCGGAUCGAAGGCACCGUCGACGGGAAGGGGCAAUCACUUUCUCUUCGUCGGCAUAAGCGACGGUCUCGUGGUAAUCCGAGGAACAUUCUGCAACAAGUUUUUACCAAAGCAGCAACCAACCGCCGGUCCGUCGACUGUGCAUUUUUGACCAAAGUGGAGCACCAAGGUCGCACACGGAUCCACUACAUAAUGCAGUUGUCACGGACGUUCUUGCUUUUUGGUUGCUGCUUUCUGACAUCGACACUUGUGACAGUGACCGGGCAACACGAGCCAAUCUUCGAUCUUCCGGUGCAGUUAAUCGGUUUUCCGGUGAUUAUAGCAGCCGUAAGAAUCACCAACUUCCUCAAGAAGCUCGCUUAUGCUUUGAAUCCAGAUACUUAUGUCAGUCGAGUGAAGCGAGCACAUCCUUUGAUAUAUGACGAGGAGAUCUUAGAUGUCGGCCAAGUCGAAAAGAAGCUAGUAGCUGAGCUUGGAAAUAACGUUUGCAUCUAUGAAAGAACUUGUGUCAAGUAUGCGAAACAAACUCUUGAAAGAAGAAGUUGGGAACGCGUUUUUAAUUGGAACGAGAUAUUCAGGCUCCGUUUUACGAUUGCUCUACUAUCCGGACCAGUAGGUUUGAAGCUUAUCUCGGACCUCCUAAUGCCUCACGGUUCGAGAUAGCGAGCACGUGUCGCCGUGCCUGUCAACGUACGAUGCCUCUCUCUCCAGACACGCAUUUCGUACCUUGGGUUUCCUCCUCGUCACCUGCGUCACGCAGGAGGGAAUAUUCAAGACGGGAGACUGAGAGAUUAACAGGAGCACAGGGGAUAGCAGGUAAAUUGGAGAUUGGGUACUGGCGGCACUAUCGUCUAGACGGACUUAACCGACUAUGAGGGACGAGGCCGUUCUUGGGACCGUCUUCUUCGACUAGGGGAAAGCGACGAUAGAAGGAUUGUAAGCGAAGUGGCGUCAUUAGAAAUUAGGAAUCCAUUUAGGCGAGACAACGAUGUCACAUAGAUGACGAUAUCGACAUUACUUGUUUUGUAGACGACACGAUACGACGCAGUCGUGUGAACAAACACAUAUGCAUACUUAAGCGCGGAAAUAUUGUGUUUCUUAACUUGUAUUUCUUAUAUCUGUUUUUCUCUCUUAUUUCUUUCUUCGCUUUUUCCUCUUUUAUUCUCGUCUCUCUUCUAAUACGCAUUUGCAUUCUCGUCUUUCCACUAAUGCGCAUGGUGCAACGAGAUUACUAGUAAUUUGCGUUAUCAUGAUU